Cajanus cajan (pigeon pea) is the source of this 2056-nucleotide messenger RNA. Its product is annotated as cysteine protease ATG4. Gene Ontology annotation, molecular function: cysteine-type endopeptidase activity; protein-phosphatidylethanolamide deconjugating activity. The record is from RefSeq and is a predicted model, not a curated record. Gene Ontology annotation, biological process: piecemeal microautophagy of the nucleus; protein processing; aggrephagy. NCBI's taxonomy places the organism in Eukaryota, Viridiplantae, Streptophyta, Magnoliopsida, Fabales, Fabaceae. Gene Ontology annotation, cellular component: cytoplasm.
AAAUAUUUAUCUUAAUUAAAAAAGAAAGAGAGAGAGAGAGUUAGGAACAUACCUAAGAGAGGUUGUGUGAGAAAAAGAGAUGAAGUAGAGUCCGAACCAAGUCUCAUAGCUGAGAGUUUAUGAUCAGAAUUCUGCCACCCUUCUUCAUCAUCUCACCAUCCUCUCUCACCUACAAUAAAAACCUCAUAUUGGCUCAAACUCGGUUUGCUUCUAUGAGCCAAAUCUUGUGUUUUCUUCAGCUUCAUAAUGGUAUUGAAGGGUUUCUGUGAGAGAAUUGUUGCUUCAAAAUGCUCUUCUAAAAGCUCAACAGAGACUGUAGAUAAUACUCAGGUGCCUGCUUAUUCAAAAGCAGGGUCUAGUGACAGUAAGUUUCCCAAGGCUUCCUUAUGGUCAAGCAUCUUUACAUCUGGUUUUUCAGUGGUUGAAACAUAUAGUGAAUCAUCGACUUCUGAAAAGAAAACAGUUAAUUCUCGAAGUAGUGGGUGGGCAGCUGCUGUGAGGAAAGUUGUUAGUGGUGGCUCAAUGAGGAGAUUUCAUGAGCGUGUACUAGGGUCAAGCAGGACGGACAUUUCAAGCUCUGAUGGUGACAUAUGGCUUCUAGGAGUCUGUCAUAAAAUUUCACAGAACGAAUCAACUGGAGGUGUAGAUACUAUUAAUGGACUGGCAGCAUUUGAACAAGAUUUCUCCUCAAAAAUCCUAGUUACGUAUCGGAAAGGCUUUGAUGCUAUUGGAGAUUCAAAGUAUACUAGUGAUGUUAAUUGGGGUUGUAUGCUUCGAAGCAGUCAGAUGCUCGUUGCUCAGGCAUUACUUUUUCAUAGAUUAGGUAGAUCAUGGAGAAAAACUGUUGACAAGCCACUGGAUAAGGAAUAUAUUGACAUCUUGCAACUUUUUGGUGAUUCGGAGGCUUCUGCCUUUUCUAUCCACAAUCUUCUUCAAGCUGGUAAAGGUUAUGGCCUUGCUGUUGGGUCAUGGGUGGGACCAUAUGCCAUGUGUCGCACAUGGGAAGUUCUAGCCCGUAACCUGAGGGAGAAAAAUGACCUUGGAGAACCGCCACUUCCAAUGGCAAUUUAUGUUGUUUCUGGAGAUGAAGAUGGGGAGCGUGGUGGAGCACCAGUUGUUUGCAUUGAAGAUGCCUCCAAACGUUGUUCUGAGUUUUCAAGGGGCCAGGCUGCUUGGACACCUCUACUUUUAUUGGUUCCUUUGGUUCUUGGACUUGAUAAAGUAAAUCCAAGGUAUAUUCCAUUGUUGCACUCAACUUUUAAAUUUCCCCAAAGCCUUGGCGUCAUGGGUGGCAAACCUGGUGCUUCAACAUACAUUAUUGGUGUUCAGAAUGAAAAGGCAUUCUACCUUGAUCCACAUGAUGUUCAACCGGUUGUUAAUAUCAAUGGGGAAACUCAGGAGCCUAAUAGUACUUCAUCAUACCAUUGCAGUGUUAUGAGGCACAUACCCCUAGAUUCAAUUGAUCCAUCAUUGGCUAUUGGAUUUUACUGCCGAAACAAAGAUGAUUUUGAUGAUUUCUGUUCCCAAGCUUCCAAGCUUGCAGAAGAAUCAAAUGGUGCACCAUUAUUCACUGUAGCUGAGUCUCGGAGUUUCUCAAAGCAAGUCACUAGUAAUGAUGUGUCAGGUGACAACACUGGAUUCCAAGAGGAUGAUUUCCUUGGCACGGCCCACGCCAAUGAUUCCGUAAACCAUGAGGAUGAUUGGCAACUCUUAUAAUUUCCAGACUAUGCAACGGAUUCAAAGUAAAGGGUCAAAAAUUUGUUGCUUGAUUCUCAAGGGCCUAAUUGCCACCACCAGUUUGGUUGAUCCCUGGCAUGAGAUUCCCACUCUUCAUACACUGUUUAAUAGUCCUGUAGAAAGUAAUUUAAACUCAUUAUGAUUCUUUUUUAAAAAUCAUUUGCUCAUUUGUUCAUAUAGCUAACCAGGUAUUUGUUGUACAUUACAAUGGCUAGUUUGAUCGUAUUUGUUGCCUGUACCCUUUUAUUGGCUACAAAAAUGUAGUGGAUAAUACUGUGGGACUAUCAAAUAAAUGGUAGAAAGUAGUUCAUAAUGUUGA